AUACUCCAGCCAAAAUGGACAUAGAGAAAGUCUUCCACAUGACUGGAGGAAUUGGCAACACUAGCUACGCCAAGAAUUCCUCACUUCAGAAGAAGGCAUCUGAUAAGGUGAAGCACAUAAUCAUAGAUACAGUUGAAGAGCUUUACCUUGCAACCACUCCAACCAGCUUUGGAAUUGCUGACUUGGGCUGUUCCUCUGGACCCAACACUCUGUCCAUUAUCAAAGACAUCUUUGUAGCCAUCCAAGGUCUCAUCAAGAGCCACAAGAUCCUGCAGCCGCCCCCACCUGCCUCUGAGUUCAGAGUCUACCUCAACGACCUUCCCACAAAUGACUUCAACUCAAUCUUCAAGGCCCUCCCUGAUUUCCACAGGCAACUCAGGAUUGAUGACUCUCACUUCCCUUCCAUUUUCAUGGGAGCUUACCCCGGCUCCUUCUAUGGAAGACUCUUCCCCAACACUUGCUUGCACUUCGUCCAUUCCUCUCACUGCUUGCACUGGCUUUCCAGGGUUCCUCCAGGGCUUUAUGACGAGCAGGGGAGGCCUGUGAACAAGGGAAGCGUUUACAUUACAGAAUCGAGCCCUGCAAUGGUGGCUGAAGCGUACUAUAAGCAAUUCCAGGAGGACUUUUCCUUGUUCCUAAGAUCAAGGUCUGAGGAGCUGGUGGUGGGGGGAAGAAUGGUGCUCAUCUUUCUGGGAAGAAGAGGACCUGAACAUGUUGACAGAGGCAACUCUUUCUUCUGGGAAAUCCUAACGCGUUCCUUUGCCAACCUGGCCUCCAAGGGAGAAGUAGAAGAGGAGAAGCUUGAUUCGUAUGAUGUGCAUUUCUACGCAGCAUCGAGGGAAGAGAUAGAAGAACAAGUGAGGAAAGAAGGGUCGUUUGAGUUGGAGAGGAUAGAGAUGUCUGAGAUAGAUAGAAAUGAGCAAGUUCAGGGGAGCUAUGGCAGUGUAGUUGCCAACACAGUGAGGGCCAUACAAGAAUCAAUGAUAAGCAAUCACUUCGGAGAAGCCAUUUUGGAUGCUUUGUUUGAGGAGUAUGCUGCACUGGUUGAUGAAGAAAUGGUGAAGCAGGAUAUCAAGCCUAUCAAUUUUGUUGUGGUUCUCAAGAAACUAUAAAGGCCCUGAAAGAUUCAAUUUUUAGAUGCCAUUGGAAAGACCUUUGUUUCAUCAAUACAAAAGCCAAGGCUAUGUAUGUUGCAAAAUCUAA
This is a messenger RNA of Prosopis cineraria, 1203 nucleotides long. Its product is annotated as probable methyltransferase TCM_000336. Gene Ontology annotation, biological process: methylation. Lineage: Eukaryota; Viridiplantae; Streptophyta; Magnoliopsida; Fabales; Fabaceae. Gene Ontology annotation, molecular function: S-adenosylmethionine-dependent methyltransferase activity. The coding region runs from base 15 to 1112 and encodes 365 amino acids. The record is from RefSeq and is a predicted model, not a curated record. The transcript is spliced from 4 exons.